Messenger RNA from Aspergillus steynii IBT 23096, 1166 nucleotides. RefSeq lists its product as uncharacterized. The record is from RefSeq and is a predicted model, not a curated record. The transcript is spliced from 3 exons. The coding region runs from base 119 to 907 and encodes 262 amino acids. NCBI's taxonomy places the organism in Eukaryota, Fungi, Ascomycota, Eurotiomycetes, Eurotiales, Aspergillaceae.
GUUUACUCCAUAAAUAUUCUUCAUCAUCCAACUUCCCAUCAUCCACACCCACGUCCACUGCUUUAUCCCUGGCUAUAUUUUAUUCGCUUGGGGAAUUCUUGUCCUGUACGCUGCCAAAAUGAAGGGAAAUACAGAACGCGACGCUCGUCGACGUGCUGUUAGGGCUGUUAAGGAAACCAUUUCCCAUCAAAAGGAUCUUCUUAUAUACGAGCACAAAGACCUCGAUCAACAUGCCCCCAUUCAGGUUCUUCCCAUGCCCUUGACCAGCGACGGUGAUCCGAAAUUCAAGUCUGAAUUCUUUGACCCCUUUCGCAAACCACUCCCAGACCCAGAUGAGGAUAUCCAGUUUUGUCCUGCCAGUCCGAAGGAGCCUGACGACGCGAUGAGCGAAGGUUUGGUCGUGGGCAAUUAUUUCAAGAGCUAUAUCUGGGAUGGCAUAUACAGAGGCAAGGCCGAUAAACACAAUAAUCCCAUGCAGCCCAUUGAUUUUCCACGGUGCUCCCUUUGGGAGUUUGAGUUCGAGGAUUCCAUUGACUGGCGCUCCGGCGGUAUCGCUGACUCUCCCGACGGGCCUUGGAUCAAAUGUAUCUUCUACGAUAGUGUCAAUCCAAACGAUCACCAGAUCACCCGUGGCGAGAUCCUGUGUAUCUGUCGGAUCAUGACCACCUGCCUCAGUCGGCAGGCCUAUAGCGCCCAUUACAUUAUUCCGGUGCUUUUGUUAUCUUUCGUGGGCCCCAGACACGCCCGCAUUCUCCUAGCCCACCACGACGGCACCAACCUGGUGAUCCGCCAGUCCGAUCGUUUUGCACUCUGGGAGAAGGACAUCCCCAAAUUGAAGGUCUUGCUUCGAUGGUGGUGCUCGUCUGGGAUCGGGGAUACCGGCACUACCAAAGCUGUGUCAGAGUGACGCAGAACCUCCCCUGCCUAUCGCUCUCUUGCCUAUGAUCUUGUUUAUUUCAUGAAUUCGUCUACGAAUGGCUCGGUCGGUGUUUGGUUUGUUUUGGUUUUGUUGAACUGUUAAUGAAAGGGUGAAUCGGGUGGGUUUAUCUGGCGUUGUGGUGGACAUCAGAUAUACUAUGUACACCUCAAGUCAUUCAGGAUGGAUUGGAGUUCGGAACAUGCUUGCAAGCAUGAUAUGUAUCAUCGGUCAGAUUACCUGGAUACCC